Arctia plantaginis is the source of this 342-nucleotide messenger RNA. The record is from the annotation of a GenBank genome assembly. NCBI's taxonomy places the organism in Eukaryota, Metazoa, Arthropoda, Insecta, Lepidoptera, Erebidae.
AUGAAACGACAAAAUAACAGUAAUGAAGAAGAGUAUAGUUCAGACGACAGCUUCGUGCCGCGGUAUGUGGCUCACCAGGUCAUGGAGGCGCAAGACCACCUCCAUCGUUACCACUUGGAGGAAGAGGAGGACGAAGACGACGAGGUGUUCGUAGACAAUGUACCAGGCGACAACACAUCAACAGACCUGCUUCUAGAAAACAAGAUGUCCGUCUCCAGCGAUGAGACAACGGAAGUGACGCAAUCAGAAGCUGAAGAUAAACUCCAGCUGGAAGUGGCAGCUGGAACACCUGUAAUUUUAAAUUAUCUAUUGACUCAUCCUAUUACUUGUGCUAUUCAGUAA